Molecule: messenger RNA, 1911 nt
Organism: Colletotrichum navitas
Lineage: Eukaryota; Fungi; Ascomycota; Sordariomycetes; Glomerellales; Glomerellaceae
Product: phenylalanine ammonia-lyase
Exons: 2
Coding region: 1-1911 (636 amino acids)
Biological process (GO): L-phenylalanine catabolic process
Cellular component (GO): cytoplasm
Molecular function (GO): ammonia-lyase activity
Source: RefSeq, a predicted model, not a curated record
AUGGCCACAAAAGCACGUACGUUCACCGGUUUGAUCCUAUCUCAGGGGCGCGAUCCGGCCUCAUCGGUCAAGGCGACAGUUGCCAUUAGUGGAGGGGACCUGACCAUCGCCGACGUGGUGGCAGUAUCGAGACAACUAACACACGUGAAGCUCACCUCGGCAGCCAUCGACUCCAUCGAAGCGUGCAGCAACAUCAUCUCCGAGAAGAUCGCCCAGGGAGAAGUCAUCUACGGCGUCAACACGGGGUUUGGUGGCAGCGCCGACACGAGGUCCGGCGACGUUGAGAGGGUCCAGCAAAGCCUAAUUAGCCACCUGACGUGCGGAAUUGUCUCGGCCGGCGAGCAGAAUCUGGCUCUGAACAGUAACGAGACUUCGAGCCAAAGCCAUAGCGAGGCCCAUCUAAGCAAUGGCAGAUCUAAUAGACAACAAAAGCAACAAGCUACGUCGGUGCCAAGUCCUCUUCCGCUCAACGACUCGCUUGCUGCUACUUGCAUGCCCGAGUCUUGGGCGAGGGCGUCCAUGCUCAUCCGCCUGAACUCCCUGGCCGGCGGUGCGUCGGGCAUCCGGGUCAACAUCGCGGACUCUCUGGUGGAUCUCCUGAACAAGGACAUCGUGCCGCGCAUCCCCGUCCGCGGGAGCAUCUCGGCCUCGGGAGACCUCAGCGCACUCGCAUGGAUCGCCGCCCUGAUGCAAGGCAAGACCUCCGCUACAGCCUUUAGCGGCCCGCGAGACUUGGGGGGGGCUAGAAGAGUGACAAGGGCCGACGUCGCUCUGUCGGAGGCCGGCAUCGCGCCCAUCAGCCUGCACGCCAAGGAGGGCCUCGCCAUCGUCAACGGCACGGCCGUGUCAGCCGGGGUUGCCGCUCUCGCGGCGCACGAGUCCCUUCACCUCGCAGCGCUAUCGCAGGUGCUGACGGCGAUGAGCGUCGAGGCGCUGCAGGGCAACGACGAGAGCUUCGAGCCCUUCAUCGCGCGUGUGCGGCCGCACCCCGGGCAGGUGGACAGCGCGCGGAACAUCAAGGCGUUCCUGGCCGGGUCAAGGCUACUCAACCGGCACGACAGCUGGAAUAGUGCGACACUGCGACAAGAUCGCUACUCGCUGCGUACGGCUAGCCAGUGGAUCGGCCCCGUGCUGGAGGACUUUGGCCUUGCGUACGACCAGCUGACGAUCGAGCUCAACUCGGUGACGGACAAUCCGCUGGUCGAUACAGAGGCAGGCCGUGUGCUUCACGGCGGCAACUUCCAGGCGCGUGCCGUCACGUCGGCGGCCGAGAAGUUGCGCCAAGGCCUCCAGAGUAUCGGCCGCAUGCUCUUCACCCAGUGCACCGAGAUGAUCAACCCGGCCACCAACUGGGGCCUGCCACCCAACUUAUGCUCCGAUGACGCCAACGACUCGUUCCUGUUCAAGGGGCUCGACGUCGUCGUUGCCGCGCUGACCUCGGAGCUGGGCUUCCUGGCCAACCCCGUCGGAUCGCACGUCCAAACGGCCGAGAUGGGCAACCAGGCCCUCAACUCCCUGGCGCUCGUUUCGGCCCGCUACACGCUCGAGGCCGUCGAAGUGCUGUCCCAGAUCGCCUCGGCGCACCUUCUGGCGCUGUGCCAGGCCCUCGACCUGCGUACCAUAGGGGUCGAGGGCCGGAACCAGGAUGCCCCGCCUGACGCGACGCCGUACAUCGGCCAAGCCUCGCGUCGCAUGUACCGUUUCCUGCGACAGGAUCUCGGCAUCCCGUUCCUGGGCGAGGCUCACCUGGCUUCGACCGAUGCCCCGACGCCGGACGGCGUCACGCCAAGCAUGGGGCUUUACAACACCCGGGUCUUCGAGUCCAUCAGGUCAGGACGUUUGUACGCCGUUGUCCUGGAGUGUCUUCAGGAAGCGGAGGCGCAACAGAUCACGAAUGGAAAACACAUAUGA